Molecule: messenger RNA, 1944 nt
Organism: Adineta ricciae
Lineage: Eukaryota; Metazoa; Rotifera; Eurotatoria; Adinetida; Adinetidae
Source: the annotation of a GenBank genome assembly
AUGAGUGAAGUGAAAAUGAAUACGCUGAUAGAAGUCAAUCGUGAAAAAGAAGAUACUGUUUUUCCCUUAUUAAAAACCCAAAAUUUUGUUAAUCAUCAGCAUAAUUCAGUCAAUAUGAUAACAAAUCAACAAGAAUUUCUUCCAACUACAAUCACAUUUUCUAAUAUUAAUUAUACAGUCGGUAAUGAAAAACUUCAAAGUAAAAUCUUACCUCCAUGGAAUGCAAAUGUAUUGUCAUUUUGGAAAUCAACAUUGCACAAACAGAUACUUACAGAUGUUUCGGGAAUUUUUACACCGGGAAUGAAUGCUAUUCUAGGACCAACUGGUUGUGGUAAAUCUACAUUACUCGAUAUUCUUGCGGAUCGAAAGGAUCGUCGUGGUCUAUCAGGAACAGUUCUUCUCUCCGGUCAACCUCGUCCAUCCUAUUUUAAAUAUGCUAUUGGAUAUGUUACACAAGAUGAUACAAUUAGUGAAACAUUGACUGUUCGAGAAAAUCUUCUUUUCUCGGCUAAUAUUCGUCUACCACGUUCGAUCAAUAUGUAUGAACGAAUAGAACGUGUCGAUCAAGUUAUUCGUGAUUUAGAUCUGCUAUCGUGUGCUAAUACUUUGAUUGGCACUGAUUUUGUCCGAGGUGUUUCAGGUGGAGAAAAGAAAAGAACAAGUAUUGGUAUGGAACUAGUCCUCUCACCGAAUAUUCUCUUCUUAGACGAACCAACCACAGGUCUCGAUGCUUCAACAGCACAAAAUAUAAUGACUUAUCUGUAUAGUUUGUCCAAACAAGGACGAACGAUAAUUUUCUCAAUACAUCAACCACGUUAUUCAAUAUUUAAAUUAUUUGAUACUGUUUUGUUCUUAUCUAGUGGUUACAAUAUCUAUUUAGGCUCACCUCUUGAAGUUCUGCCAUAUUUUGCUUCACUUGGUUUCACUUGUGAAGAGCAUAACAAUCCUGCCGACUUCGUUCUUGACAUACUUAUCGAAUCGAGUACACAUUCAGCAAAUGAACUUCAAGCAGCUUAUCUCCAAUCAAAUAUUGCCGAGAGAAUUCGAAAUGAGAUGCAAGACAAUCGAUAUAAUGGUUUAUUAAAACAUCACACACUUCCUAAAUAUAGAACCGAACUUUAUUAUAUUGCUGAGCGAACAUUCUGCAAUGCGUUACGACAUCCAGGAUUAGUGAUCUCUCAAGUGAUCAGUGUCAUCAUCUAUGGCUUAUUUACGGGUUUAAUAUUUAAACAAUUAGAGCGAACAAUCGAUCCCGGAGUGUAUAAUCGUUUCGGUGCAAUAUUUUUCAUUGUUUCAUGUCAAGCACUUAGUGCAAUGAGUGCAUUAGAACCAUUGAUCAAAGAACGUGCACUUUUUAUUCAUGAACAUGUGAGUGGUUAUUAUCGUGUCUCGAGCUUUUUUCUUGCUAAACUAAUGAUCGAUCUUCCAUUAGUACAUUUGAUACCUUGUUUAAUUUAUGCAUUGAUCACUUAUACUCUAACGGACCUUCAUCGAUCAACUGAUCGCUUUUGGUUUUUUAUAUUAACAAAUCUAAUGGCAAAAAUUUUUGGCGCAUCUAUGUGUUACUUCGUUGCUGCAAGUACUGCAUCGUUUGGUGUUGCACUUGUGAUGGUCGUCAGCAGUAAUGUAACAAUGAUGUUGUUUAGUGGAUUUCUUAUUGCUCUUGGAAGUAUUGUUCCAUUUCUUCGUUGGAUUCAAUGGAUAAGUGUGUUUCGUUACGCAUCAAAUGCUUUAGCAAUCAAUGAAUUUCGAAAUUUGACAUUGUGUUUUUCAUCUGAGUCGGAUAUUUGCAUAACCAAAGGCGAAGAGAUUUUGACGCGCCGACAAAUUCCACAUGAAACGACGUGGGAUCUCUGGCAAAAUAUCGUUGCAUUAUCUGGCAUUAUUUUGGCUUUUUUUCUCAUGGCUUAUAUGCAAUUGUUACGAAUGAAAAAGUUUCAAUAA